UCCGGACACUAUAAGAGGGGAGAGCGGCCCCAUUGCGGCACCUUUGCUCCGCACAACCAUGCUGGGAGCCGUCUGUCUCGUCGUGCUGCUGGGCUACGCCUACGGAUGCGGUCAGCCGGCCGUGCCACCACUGCUGAGCUCCCGCGUGGUGGGCGGUGAAGACGCUGUAGCCCACAGCUGGCCAUGGCAGAUCUCGCUGCAGUACAAACACUCCGGGUCCUGGAGCCACUAUUGCGGUGGGACCCUCAUUGCCCCCCAGUGGGUGCUGACAGCUGCCCACUGCAUCAGCUCUUACAUGACCUACCGUGUGGCGCUGGGCAGGCAGGACGUGUCAAAGGCUGAUGAGCCUGAUUCUGUAGCCGUGGCUGUGGAGAAGAUUAUUGUCCAUGAGGAUUGGGACUCCUACUACAUCAU
Messenger RNA from Onychostruthus taczanowskii (white-rumped snowfinch), 414 nucleotides. RefSeq names its product chymotrypsin-C-like. Lineage: Eukaryota; Metazoa; Chordata; Aves; Passeriformes; Passeridae. The annotation marks the transcript as partial. Gene Ontology annotation, biological process: proteolysis. The record is from RefSeq and is a predicted model, not a curated record. Gene Ontology annotation, molecular function: serine-type endopeptidase activity. The transcript has 4 exons.